Molecule: messenger RNA, 1135 nt
Organism: Lotus japonicus
Lineage: Eukaryota; Viridiplantae; Streptophyta; Magnoliopsida; Fabales; Fabaceae
Exons: 1
Coding region: 138-767 (209 amino acids)
Source: RefSeq, a predicted model, not a curated record
CACCUCUCUUCCACCGCAGACCAAAACACAUUCCAAUCAAUUACUCUCUCUGUCUCUGCAUCCUCUCCCUGCUCCUACACGGACAGUAAAAGAAACACAAACACACAACACUCAAUCAUUCAUCACACUCCCCUGAAAUGGAAAUUGAGGGAAGCCAACCGGUAGUAGCAAAGAAGCUAUGGAACAUGGUACGUGUCCUGUUCUUCAUGUUGAGAAAAGGCAUAGCCAAGAGCAGAGUAAUGGUAGACUUCCACCAUUUGAUGCUCAAACGUGGAAAGCUCGCCGGAAAAGCCAUAGCCAACACCCUCAUGUUCCACCACCAAUACGCCGCCCUCACUUGCCGCUCCCACAACACCCACCUCUCUGUUUUCUCUCCCCGCGAGUACGAGUUCAGCUGCAGCAACAGCCCUGUUUUUCAACCCACCAAACGCCGCCGCCACCACCAUCACCACCGCUACUCUAAGCCUUCUUCACAAUAUGACGACUUUUCUACUUACAGUGCUGUUCAGAAGGUGCUUGAGAUGUUGAACAAUGACAAGGUGGAGGUUGAUUCUUCUUCCCCUUUGGUGACAUUGCCAGGUUUUGGGAAGAGCCCUGUUUGUAGACAACUGAGAGUUACUGAUUCACCUUUCCCUCUUAAGGAUGAAUCAGGGGAUAGCCAAGUUGACAUGGAAGCAGAGGAGUUCAUUAAGAGGUUCUAUAAGGACCUCAACUUGCAAAAAAGAUCAAUGGCUUCUUUUGAGUCACCAAGCUCAUGGGUAGAUUAAAAAGUGGACCUUUUAUAUAUCCUAUGCUUCUAGUUCUAGCCAUGUCUCAUAAACACAGUGAUUUCAAAUUAGUCCGCAACUACCAUUACGAACGUAACGGGUGUUGGAGUGUUCGCAUUGGCAUUGUGACUGCAAUUUCAUGAUAUAGCGGCAACUGCAAUAGCAAUUUUAAACCCUAGCCACACCUUCUACUUGUUUAUGCUGCUAUAUAUCCUUUAUUACUUUGAAAUUUGAUGUAGCAGUUUAUUUUUUCAUGGGAAGGUGUUUGUCUCAUGAGUCAUGAUGCUUGGUUUUGUGUUUUUUUGUUUUGUUGUAUAACCUAAAGCAGUCUUAUUUCAGUUCACUACAUACACUUGCUUCUUCUUGAA